AUGCCCGAUAUGAGCUACGUUGGCAUGGAGGACUACGACGAGUAUGGCCCUGCCGUUGGAUGCCAGGCCGUGGAGAUCCUGGAGUUCAACUACCGGCGCAGGAUGCCGGCCACCAACUGCAUCCCAGCAGACAGCCCAGAGUGCAUCAGUGGCACCUGGUAUUCACUGCCGGGCGCGUGUCCCUCGAAGAGUCUGUACAAGAAGACGGACGAGUGCAAGCAGGAGUACCCCAGUGCGCAGUGCGACAGCCCGGAUGGCACCUCAUCCUGCACCUACAACACCCGCUACGCGGGACUGGUAGAGCUUGAUGAGCUGGUAGGCAUAAAGGACUACGAGAAGUGGUGGGCGAACAAGACAGGCCCCACCGGCAAUUUCGAGUACAACAGAACCAUCGACAUGGGUAACGGCACCACAUGGUGGAAUGAUCGCCACAGUGAGUCCUUGUGCGACUCGCGCAUAGAGCAGGUCAUCGACCUGUUCGCAAAGCGCUAUCCGCAGUUGCCAAAGGACUUGCCUGACCCACCGUGCCUCUAG
Molecule: messenger RNA, 534 nt
Organism: Symbiodinium natans
Lineage: Eukaryota; Dinophyceae; Suessiales; Symbiodiniaceae
Source: the annotation of a GenBank genome assembly